UAUUUUCCUUGCUAGUCUGCCACUUGACUACGCUGCGGCAUUUGUCAGAUCUGCAAUUUCGGACUGCUCUCGACUUUCCUACCAGUUCUUGGGCUCGUCGGUGGCGGUCAAAAGUCUUUUGCGACGAUCAAAGGGACUCGGAGCACGCAUGACGAUCCCUACAUUCGGGGGGCUUCGGCUUCCCGCGAAACGGCUAGCGAUGAUCAUUUCACCGCGCAUCUUUUGGAGCCGCGUGAUGGUGAAAAAGUUGCGAUGGCAAGACAUAAGACGGAAAUUGUGGAGUCCCACGGAGCCGCCGGCACCGCGAGUAUUUUCGGAGCCACAGUGGCAGGGACAUGUGAGUCUCUGGUACUUCCUGUACCGUUGGUUCGUCUUUGGUUGUUGGAUUGCGAUAAUCGUCUGCUCGCUCUUCGACAUAGGAAGCCGACAUCCCGAAGGUAGAAAGGAAACCUGGCCAAUCUACCUGACGCAUUGGGACCUGGUGCUAGGCGCAAGCCAGGCAUUCCUCGGAGCGAUCUUGGUCUCGAGAAGACGGAACCAGGAGCGCCGAUCGAGCUUUGACGCGGAGGCUUUAACGCUGGGAAAAAUUGAGCGAAUGUACUGGGUCCUUUACACCAUUACAUCCUCAAUUGCAGUCUGCGUGACGAUAGCCUACUGGGGUGCAAUAUACGACCCAAGAAUCCACUCCAAGGAUGCUCUCAACUUUAUGCUCCACCUCUUCAACACCAUUCUGAUGCUAGUCGACCUCUUGGUCGUCGGGGUGCCGCUGAGGGUUGAACAUUUCUGGUGGUCAUUGACCUGCGUCGUCCUCUACGUUAUCUUCACGAUAUUCUACUACCUCGCCGGUGGCCUUGAUAAGCACGGUUACCAUUACAUUUACAAGAUACUUGACUGGGAGCAGCCUGGUCGAACAACCCUUGUCUGUUUGGGCGGUUUCGCCUUCCUCACGAUAGUCCACUGCAUUCUCUGUUCCUUUGCACGGCUGAGAAUAUACGUUAGGGCCAAGGCCGUUGGGACCAUGGCUACUGCGACGAUAUCACAGAAAGCGAAAAUGGACUUCGCGUUACCCCGAACGAAGUCUAUCGAACUUGUGGUUUGAUCGACAGAUCGUUCGUUCGACGCGACAACUAAUUAGCUCAACUUCUUCAGUAUUAUACAUUAUAAGCAUGUUAUUGAACAUACGUGCGCCUAAGUGCUCAAUUCUCUUGGAUUCGCAUGUAGCUCUACGUGAUACGUAAUGUAAUCUCGUAUCACUCUGCUCUUCGUGUUAUUCCCGUUGGAAUCUCGGCAAUUAAGAGAUCGCCAACGCUUAAUUUACGGCCUUAACGUUGCGGCACGUCCGAUGCAAAGAUGACACCAAUGAAGCGUAUAAGAACGUCGUUCCGUAUAGUUAUAUUGUGUGGUGUAUAUUAAAUAGUACGAGUUUAAUUGUGUUAAAAAUGACAGCUUCGGAAAUGGUUGCAUACUAUAGAUUAUAGUGUUACGUAACCUGUUAUUCCACUAAUAUAAAUCUGUGUAAUAAGUUGGAUGCGUAACACUUUAAUAUAAUUAUAGGUAUAUUAUAUAUGCAAAUCCAUUUCUCAUCAAAUGAUACACAGAUUUAACGAACAUCGUCUGGCUAUAAACUAGCUGGUGAUGGUCCAAAUUGACUACGGAGAGUGUAAUUAUAGUUUGUCACAGUCUUACGAUUUUGAGAUUCUUCUAUUUGCGAUACAUGCGCUAAAUAUAUAAUUCUUACUCGCUUGCUCGCCAUUAAUUUAUUGUAUUUUUUCUUUUUAAAUUUUAUUUGAUAAAAUUAUUCAGCGCAGUAUUUCGUUGUUCCUUAUUUCUAUUGGUAUACGUUCCAUAUUAAUAUAAUUACGCUAAGUAUACGUGAAAAUAUAUUACAUAUUUAUAAUGAAAAAAUAUGCAAUUGUAGAUCAUUCAAUACAUACUCUCUUGCAAAUUCUCUAGAGGAAAAUUGUUCGAACUUUUUCAAGAAGAAUCUAUCUUUUUAAAUCCAAUCCGUUAAAUCUCAAUCAUUCUUUUUUCUACAUAGGCAUACUUCCUGAGUUAAUAUUAUGGUUUACGUUUAGCUUUGUUGGGAUACUUUUAGUUAGGUAGACAUAACAAAUAAAGUUCCAUCCCAUAUCACUGUACGCAUUGUCUUCAAAUGUCAAUUAAU
This is a messenger RNA of Diprion similis, 2164 nucleotides long. RefSeq names its product protein rolling stone-like. Bases 149 to 1099 code for a protein of 316 amino acids. Gene Ontology annotation, cellular component: membrane. Lineage: Eukaryota; Metazoa; Arthropoda; Insecta; Hymenoptera; Diprionidae. The transcript is spliced from 2 exons. The record is from RefSeq and is a predicted model, not a curated record.